Temnothorax curvispinosus is the source of this 3716-nucleotide messenger RNA. RefSeq names its product cell adhesion molecule 2-like. NCBI's taxonomy places the organism in Eukaryota, Metazoa, Arthropoda, Insecta, Hymenoptera, Formicidae. Gene Ontology annotation, cellular component: neuron projection membrane. Bases 1370 to 2269 code for a protein of 299 amino acids. Gene Ontology annotation, biological process: synapse organization. The transcript is spliced from 5 exons. The record is from RefSeq and is a predicted model, not a curated record.
ACCGAAACAAGACGUGGUGCGUGCCGUCAUGCUAUAUACAAUGUCGCGUACGCGAACGGUCAUCGUGACAAUUUCUUAAAAUAGCGCGGGGUGCAAGCUCGCGGGUCGGAAAAUCGGUAUGGAGAUUCGCGGCGGGUGGAGUUUCGUGUCGAUCGUCGAAACGUAGCCGACGGUAGCGGAAGUAGAGAACGAGCAAGAAAGACGGGAAAAGAAAUAAAAAAAAAAGAAAGCGGAACGAGACGGAGGAAAGCAGUUUCGAGCGAUGAGUUGUUGAUCAUAAUCGUAAAAAAGGGAGUCGCGACGAACGUGGAAUUGAAACGACGGCAGCAGUUAUGCGGUGAACGGAGAACAUUUUUACGACCGGACCGCUGGCUGCGCGAGAUCUCGAGCGAUCUCGGAGUAGAGCGACGGAACAAAGAAGAGCGGCUCGGAGAUUUCGCGUUCCUUGGUGAAUCGCGAUCGAUCGAUCGAUCGCUUCUCGAACGAUCUGGCGGGAUGCAGUGUCGAUCGCCGGUGCUUUAUCCUUGUGUCUGAAAGAUUGUUGAAAGAUUCUUGAACAAAGUGAAAAAAAAGAAAGAAACAGAUGUGUUCUCGGAACAAUCGCGUCUCGCUAUGUGUUCUGUAACUCUACGACAAUCUUCGAUUCCUAGGACACUGCCAACGCGGACCGCGCGCGUACGCGCGACGAAAGUUGGGACCGCCCUAUGAGGCGAUUCCCUGACUCGCAGCCCUGAAAAAUCCCCGAAAUCGUCGCGCGAGACGUGAAGUUCCUCCUCACCUCAAGUUCGUCCGAGGCGCUUAACACACGACUCUUUUAACCGGAAGAUUUAAACCGUCGAGUGAAGGAGCGCGAAGAUUUUAACGAAGACUCCGCGGGAGAGCGGAGCAGACGAGGAGGAUAUAGGUGGAAAGUUUCGCAGCACGCGGCACGUUGCCCGUCGAAAGUUUCGCCAUAAUCAUUUCCGUGCGCGUUAUCGCCUACGUGGCGACUACAGGAAAUAGACGACACACCAAAGUGCGGAGAAUUGUGCGGGUCGAAUAUAUACGCGUCGUUUCUCACGGGAAAUCUGACGCGGACCAUCACUCGUCACGAUAAUUUAUUUUUUUCAAGUAGAUUGAAACCUUCCGGACUAAAUCGCGACUGAAUCGCGAUUAUAGACCGCCGGUUGUCUCGUUUCAAUCGCGGAUACGGCUGUGCGAGAUCGUGUGCUAAUAAUCGGGCGUAAGAGCCAAAGCAAGUCGGCGGUGAUAAGACCUGGUGUCGCCUGGUGGGGUAUAUCAGUGAGUGGUGAUAGUUAGCGAUCUCGCUAAGGAGGAUGUGAAUCGUUUCAGUAUCAAAGUGCAAGCGUCUCCCGAAACAGUCGCGGAAAUGGCUCUGAGAUGGCAAGCGAGGCUCUCAAUUGCUGCCAUACUCUUCAUGUGCACGGAAGAUACGCUGAGUCUAGGAGAUCGGCCGAUAGAUAACAUGGAUAGACACGCGAUUCAGACCAGACCUCGGCAACAAAUGCUGGAUCAUUCUUCCGGCCCGAAGUCGAAACCGGAACCCACCUUCGACUUCACGCAGAACACCAACGUGACGGCCCUGAUUGGAAAAACUGCAUACCUCACGUGCCGAGUUCGCAAUCUAGGCGACAAGACUGUAUCCUGGGUCAGGCAUAGAGACAUCCACAUUCUGACUGCGGGAGCGUAUACGUACACAAGUGACCAGCGAUUUCAAGCGUUACACAGACAAAACACGGGCCACAGCAACGAAUGGUCCGAAUGGACCCUCUGCAUAAAGUGGGCGCAGGAGCGAGACCAGGGAAUCUAUGAAUGUCAGAUUUCCACCAUACCUAUCAAGUCGUAUCAAUUUCGCUUGAAUGUCGUUGUACCUACGGCGACGAUACUGGGCGGCCCCGAGUUGUAUGUCGGUGCGGGCAGCACGAUAAACCUGACGUGUGCCAUACGCUUCAGUUCGGAGCCACCAGCCUUCAUCUUCUGGUACUACAAUGAGAAAGUCCUGAGUUACGACAGUCCCAGGGGCGGCGUCUCCGUGAUAACCGAGAAGGGUGGCGACGUUACCACCUCCUGGCUUCUCAUUCAGACGGCGCAGCCCUCGGACUCCGGGGAGUACAGCUGCAAGCCCAGCAACGCCAAUACGGCGUCUAUCAGGGUUCAUGUCCUAAAUGGCGAGCGACCGGAAGCGAUGCAGACCGGGACCGCGGGGCCGAUACUGUCCUCAAGUUGUCUAUUGGUGUCCCUCAUCAUUUUGUACAUAUCCUCGGUGUAAACGAAAACGAAAGGCGUCAACGGCCGAAGAUCACAACCGUCGCGGUACGUUCCUCUUACGUCUACGCGAGCGCGCUUCCACGCGUGCGUGUUCCGUUCGACAAACGUGAUCGCGGGACGACCGCAAGUUUGUACGGGACAUAAAAGGAUUUCGUGAAUGACUGAAGUAGAGCGUGUUCAGUUGGCACGUCGCAACAUAAUUCACGAUGCUUUUAUGAGAGGAGGGAAAACUGCCAAUCAAGGAAAAAUAGCGAUUUCUCUUGUAAGUAGCAGCUGUCGGUUAAUUGAUUAUUGCUCCUUACAAAAAGCAUGGUGAAUUAUAGUCUAUUAGCGACACGCCGGAUUACAUGGUACGUUAUACUGUGUAACAAAAGAAUGCGAAGCACAAACCUUCACGAAUACACGUUCCCGUGUGAAUCUGAUCCUUCUCUUCUCUGACAUUAGACGGGACGAUGGGUAUUGAGUUGUUGCUCAGCGAUCCUGUUAAGAAAAUGAAGAACACUUACUUCGUGCGCCACCGAUUAUCAACGCCUCGUGCCGAUGUGCGUCGAAAAUCAAGACGAAGAACUCGAUAGUGCGCGGUACUUUCGUCGCGUGCAUUUCGGCCGCGAUGGAAUCGCACGACGCGUUUCCUCGCGCUCGGAGGGGGAGUUACAUCUUUCGGUAAGAAAGGGGCACUUAAUUAAGCGAACGUCGAUGCUAAUGCCGGAAGUGCGGGUGCUUCGCGGUAGAUCUGGCGCGCGAAAUCCUUGCCCUCCUUCCCCACAAAACGAGGAAAAGGCCGACGAGAGGUCGGGGGGGGGAGGGGUCACCAGAUAAUCCAGGUAAUCCCUAUCGCGAGAAACCGAUUUACGAGAAGCGUUAAGGCGUGGAGCGAUUGCUUUACGGUUUACGGUUUACGAGCAGUCGAAUCUUGGGGAAUGCAAGCUACGUGGAUGGGAUUCAAUGGAAAAUAAAACGUGACUGGAAUGCUCGAUCUCGGCAAUUUUCCGUAUAUUUCAUAAAAUUGCCGUGCGAUAAUCGGCUGCGCGUUCACAUUAUCCUCGCUCCGAUGCUAUCUUCAGUCCUGGCGACGUUUCUCAGGAUAAAUUUCAUCGCGACUCGCCGACUUGGCAACUCGGACAUCGUUCUCUCUCCGCGAUUAGUUUUAUAUUGCGUUUGGAAAUAUCUCGGAUUUUGACACUUUUCCAAACUCGCGCAUUUUAGUGUUGUAAAUUUUGUAGCCACUCUGUAGGAUUUUGCAUUAGUAGGUGAUUUAAGAAUCAAUCGGUUUUAUAUAGAUAUGUUCUCUCUAGUAACAACUUUUUGACGUUUGUAAAAAGGUUUUCAUAUUCUGACAUUUAAUUUGUUUUCUACUCUCUAAUAGCACUUGCAGAGAUUUAUAUUAUAUCGAAUAAUAAAUAAAUACUUCUUUUUAACAAAAACGUACAUUAACAUUUAUUCAGAAA